CCGCGGCGGCAACAAGUGCUGGAGCCGAACCGAGCCGAGCGGAGCCGGAGCUGUCUCCGCCGCCGACACCACCGGGCCGCCAGUCGCGGGCGCAACGCAUGGAGUUUGAGCGGCUGCGGUCGCCAGGCUGAGCCGCGCCGAGCGGCCGGGACUUGGAUGUGGCCGCGAUAUCCCGCCCCCGCCCCGCUGAGCAGGAGCUGCUCCCGGACAAGGAAGUUGGCAAAGAAGGGAAAGAAGAGCCUGUGCCUGGAGCCACUGGAGAACAGGUGAGGUGGAGAAGAAAGUGGAGAUCGCCAUUGGUGCAGAACCCCAGAGAGCAGCAAGCGAUGAUAUGAGAAAUGAGUGUUGGACGUCGGAGAAUAAAGUUGUUGGGUAUCCUGAUGAUGGUAAAUGCCUUCAUUUAUUUGAUUGUGGAAGUCUCCAAAAGCAGUAACCAAGAAAAAAAUGGAAAGGGGGAAGUAAUAAUACCCAAAGAAAAGUUCUGGAAGACAUCUGACCUUCCGGUGGCAUAUUGGAAUCGAGAACAAGAAAAGCUGAACAGGCGGUACAAUCCCAUUUUGGGCAUGUUGGCAAACCAUACAGGGGAACUGAAUGGGUUUUCCAACAUAAGCCAUCUGAAUUAUUGUGAACCUGACCUAAGGGUCCAAUCUGCAGUUUCAGAUUUCAACAAUUUGCCGGACAGGUUUAAAGACUUUCUGCUGUAUUUGAGAUGUCGAAAUUACUCACUGCUUAUAGAUCAACCAGGUAAGUGUGCAAAGAAGCCCUUCUUACUGCUGGCGAUUAAGUCCCUCACUCCACAUUUCUCUAGAAGGCAAGCAAUUCGGGAAUCUUGGGGCAGAGAAACCAACGUGGGGAACCAAACAGUGGUGCGUGUCUUCUUACUAGGCCAGACACCCCCAGAGGACAACCAUCCCGAUCUUUCAGAUAUGCUGAAAUUUGAGAGUGAGAAGCACCAAGACAUUCUUAUGUGGAACUACAGAGACACUUUCUUCAACUUGUCCCUGAAAGAAGUACUCUUUCUCAGAUGGGUGAGCACUUCCUGCCCAAACGCCGAGUUUGUGUUUAAGGGCGAUGAUGAUGUUUUUGUGAAUACCCAUCACAUCCUGAAUUACUUGAAUAGCUUAUCCAAAAACAAAGCCAAAGAUUUGUUUAUAGGUGAUGUGAUCCACAACGCUGGACCUCAUCGGGAUAAGAAGCUGAAGUACUACAUCCCAGAAGUUGUUUACACUGGCGUCUACCCGCCUUAUGCCGGAGGGGGUGGAUUCCUCUAUUCCGGCCACUUGGCUCUGAGGCUGUACAACGUAACCGACCGGGUCUUUCUCUACCCCAUUGAUGAUGUUUAUACUGGAAUGUGCCUUCAGAAACUUGGCCUCGUUCCAGAGAAACACAAAGGCUUUAAGACAUUUGAUAUAGAAGAGAAAAAAAGGAAUAAUAUUUGUUCCUAUCUAGAUCUGAUGUUAGUACAUAGUAGAAAACCUCAAGAGAUGAUUGAUAUUUGGUCUCGGUUGCAAAAUGCUCAUUUAAAUUGCUAAAAUAUACACAAACUAAAUUUCCCAUAGAAAGAGAUGUCUUGGAUAGUUUCCACAUUGUGUUCUCUCAUUAGGGCAAAUUUCUAUGUUUAACCAUCAAAAUUGCCUUCAUAAGUAGUAUCUAUUUGAGGGCCUCUAAACCCUUCAAUGUGGUACUUUCUGAAGAGGGAAAGCAGAAGAUCGUAAUUUUUAGAGAAGGAUAUGGCAGGACAGUUGGUUCCAAUUCUUCUUGUUGGUUAGUGGUCAUUAUUUUUUAAGUUACCCCUUUUUACCUGAAAUAAUAAGUUUUUGGAACUUGACUAUUUUAAGUUAUUUUUGUUUCACCCAAAUAUGGUAAUAUUCCUACUCUCCAUUAUAAUAAGUGAAUUACCUGCAAUUUAGGUACUUAUAAAACUAUUGUAUACAAAUGAUUUGUUAUACAUGGUUCAACAGUUUUUGUGAAGUGGAAUAAAAUUCAUUAUUAUAAAAUUUGGAUGAUUUUUUUAAAUUGUCUAGAAAAAUUGACUGCUGCCGAAAUUUUCUGCUACGCCAGCAGUAUUUUCUUGUGUUAAUACAAUCAGUUAAUUUUACAAAAUGAGAAUCACUGUGUUACCCAGUUUAUCUUGUUAUGGUCAUAGUAAAGGACUGUAAUACAGGAACACAGUAACUAUUCUUGUGUUUGGUUUGCUACAUGGUAUCAUAACAGUUCUCUGUUUUUAGUGUUUGCAGAUAUGAGUAUGAUUCCAUAAUGGCCAACUAAAGAUUGAAUUGACACUGG
Molecule: messenger RNA, 2286 nt
Organism: Phyllostomus discolor (pale spear-nosed bat)
Lineage: Eukaryota; Metazoa; Chordata; Mammalia; Chiroptera; Phyllostomidae
Gene: B3GNT2
Product: UDP-GlcNAc:betaGal beta-1,3-N-acetylglucosaminyltransferase 2
Exons: 3
Coding region: 339-1532 (397 amino acids)
Cellular component (GO): membrane
Molecular function (GO): hexosyltransferase activity
Source: RefSeq, a predicted model, not a curated record